AUGCUGCCCUACACGAGUUGCGAGAAGUACAGGCGGUCCUACAUUGUUUUGAACGAGACGUCGAAAAGGUGUAGUGAAUACGUUCGUCGUAGUGUGAAAUGUAACGUGAAAGGGAUUUCGUUCUCCAACCUGGAGUCUCUUCAACGCGAGGAGGCCCGUCUCCAGUUCGAGCGAGACGCGGCCUUUACUGCGGCUAUAGAGGGCCUUGCUCGAGUACAACAGCUCGAGAAACAACAGGCUCUUGUCAAGAGACGGGGUGCCGAGUUAGUCCGGCGCAAGCUCCGCGACUUGGACGAGCUAGAUGAAGCAGAGGAAAGAGAAAAGGAGGAAAAGGAAAUGGAAACCUGUCGUGAAGCGGAGUCGAGGCAGCUGGCUGCUACGACUGGCGGCCCAAGCGGCGACUUCUCUUUCGACCUUGGUCCCCUGCCGGGUCCUGAUGACCCGAUCUGGGCAACCUUCGAUUUUGGUAGUAGAACUCCUCAAAUAUCUAGCAGCAGUUGA
Venustampulla echinocandica is the source of this 501-nucleotide messenger RNA. RefSeq lists its product as uncharacterized. The coding region runs from base 1 to 501 and encodes 166 amino acids. The record is from RefSeq and is a predicted model, not a curated record. Lineage: Eukaryota; Fungi; Ascomycota; Leotiomycetes; Helotiales; Pleuroascaceae. The transcript has a single exon.